GCGGGGGUCUGUGAGGUCUGUGUGGACAAAGAGAAGCCAGUCAGGUGAGCCUCAGCCAGCGCUGGUCAUGACCACAGCUCCAUGCCGAUAGCCACGAGAAAGGGAGCAGACCGAGUGAGGAGCCGUCACGGGACACAGGAUGGUGAGGUGCUGGCAGCGUUCGGAGAGCCACUUGGAGGAAGCUCAGUGCACGGAUGGGGGUCCUGACGCAUCGCCCCGGUCCCUCUUCCCACACAAGGCGUUCUGGGUCAGCGUCUCAGCCUCCCUGCUCUUGGUCGUCGUCGCUCUGGGUUUGACCGGGUACCUCGGACUGCCUCGGCCCCGCACAGAGUCUUUACAGAUUGUGAGAAUCACAGUCCCAGAUCAGGCUGGGGUUCAGCUCAACCAGUCGGCCGUCGUGGACCAACAGAAUGACCUGGUGACCUACUCUGUGACCUCACAAGAAAACCAGACGUCCACCGUGCUCUUUGAUAUAAAACACGGUUUGAUAUGCUACAAACCUGACGGCCAGGAGAGCUGCUUCCUACAAAAGAUGGAGCAGUCGGACUAUGACAACGUGAACUCCCUCCUCCACGAGUCCAACCUCAAGAGCCAGAUUCAGCUGCUCGGGAAUGGGACCCAGAGGCAGACCGAGUUCCUGGGAGUGCUGGCAGCCAGUCAGGUGAACUCAUCGUCGCUGGAGGAACCCCUCCAGGCUCUGUGUCGGGACAGAUCCUUCCACUGGACCAGGAGGGCCGAGGGCCCAGGCAAACAGAGGCUGGUCUACUUCUGCAUCGACAUCUGCUUUCCCAGCAACAUCUGCGUGUCCGUGUGUUUCUACUACCUGCCCGAGUGACUCUGCAUUCUCUGUGUCCUCCUCCCAGCUAAAGAUCAGGGACACAAAGUUGCCCUUUUUUUUGGUCCCACUUCGAGAAAAAAAAAAAAAAAGUACAAGAACAAGAACAAAAGUCCGCUUUGACUGUUCCCUUUGUGCCGUGCAGUCGCCGGUAAACCGGUGAAGCAGCCAACGCUCCCAGUCAAUUUCCAUCCUUCCGAGAGAGAAGAGAUGGAGACAGGCUGUCGUGGUUAUCGCCAAAUCCCCAUCAUCGCUCUCUUCAUGUGUAAUACCCUCUCUGCCGUCGCACUUGACAGAUUUUUUUUUUUGUACAUGCCUCUAACUGUAUUUCCUAUUACCUGCUGCAGUGUAAUUACGUGUAACCGCUCCUGUUGCAAUGUGUUUGAUCUGUCCAAUAAAAGACAACGUCGAUACUG
Mugil cephalus (flathead mullet) is the source of this 1251-nucleotide messenger RNA. It is a transcript of the gene bricd5, whose product is annotated as BRICHOS domain containing 5. The record is from RefSeq and is a predicted model, not a curated record. The coding region runs from base 140 to 835 and encodes 231 amino acids. The transcript has 6 exons. Lineage: Eukaryota; Metazoa; Chordata; Actinopteri; Mugiliformes; Mugilidae. Gene Ontology annotation, biological process: regulation of cell population proliferation.